AUGGACGGUUAUUUGGAAGUUGCAAAACGGUGUGUGCAGGUGUUGAUCGAGGCUGUGUUCAAUGACCUCAAACCAGCCAUCAAGUCAUUACUCAGCAACAGCUGGUACACUGUCAAUGAAGAUGACGACCCCAUGAUACUGAUCGUGGCGACCUUCAAAGAUUACCUGGCCGACUAUCAAACAUGGUCGAUACUUUCCUGA
Molecule: messenger RNA, 201 nt
Organism: Melampsora larici-populina 98AG31
Lineage: Eukaryota; Fungi; Basidiomycota; Pucciniomycetes; Pucciniales; Melampsoraceae
Exons: 2
Coding region: 1-201 (66 amino acids)
Biological process (GO): exocytosis; exocyst localization
Cellular component (GO): exocyst
Molecular function (GO): SNARE binding
Source: RefSeq, a predicted model, not a curated record